AUGCCGUGGAAAUGAGAUAGUAGGAGAGUAAGCAAAGCGGAAACGGAGGCAGUCACCGUCAUUCCCACAAUGUAUCUGUCGAGCGUUCCGUUUACCAUAGCACUUCGUAUUUUUCCGUUUUCCCCAGUGAAAGCAUAGAAAUUGUUGUAAUAAUCAUUCAAAACUACAUCAAGUAUGCCACGCCCGAGAGCGAACGGCGGAAAUAGAACGAAAAAAUCUCUUGUUAAACGAUCAGCGUAAGCAAGAUCAGGUGAGUCGAGUCCAAAGAGCUGUAAGCAAAACGUCAUCAGCAUAAGGGACAAGGUUAUAGAUAAGGAUCCUAAUGUGACGACCAUGUACGCCGUGGAAGCAUUUGAGAAUGCGAAUGACACCUCGAUAUUUUGGCACCAAAAACCGCUUGAGCAUGAUCGCAAGAAAAUAUUUCUUCGCAGCGUGAUUCAGCUGCUGGCACGGCAUAUCAAAAUAAGAUACUUGAACCAUCCGAUCGAGCGUUUCGGAAGACGUGUUAGGUCUAUUGGCAUCUAUCCAUGUAAGUUCGGGAUCCCGAAUUGCACAUACUGGUCCUGGCCCAGCAGGAUUGAACAGUUGAUUUAUUACUGACAUCGGGUCGAUUAAAUGCUCAUCGCGGGAGCUCAGGUUCCUGUAAGGAUAACCUCGGUGAACAGUGAAAUCAUAAUAGGGUACUACAACAUCUGACUUCGACAGAUUGACAUACUGCAUCGUCGACAUUUCGAUAGGAGGAUACGAUAUGAAACUGACUGAUGGAAGUGCCACACCCAUUCCCAAAAUAACGAACCACACUGGUAUGAUGAGCUGUGAGAAUAAAGUUCUCCAAUUGCGCAAUGAGAAAAGAACUCGUUUCCUCGAUUGUGCUAUAAUACGUCGCCAAAUCCGAGCCAUACUGUGAUUAGAAUACCUCUCGAAAGAGGAAAAGUCGAAGAAUUCUNGUGGUGUGCCUUGGUCUUCGAAAGAUCGUAUGAUACCUUUGCUACUGGACCUUCCCACUAGUUUGAGGAAAACCUCUUCUAAUGUAGAAUCAUUUAUCGAGUAAGUCUGUAUUGGGAAAUCUAUAGUAUUGCAGCAUUUUUCAAUGUUAGCAAGCAUCGCCACAACUUGGGAGUUGCUCCAAUCAGAAAGACCGAGCUCAGCUUGGCCACGGUAACAGUCAAGCACCACAACCUUAUUUCCGUAGCCGUUCAGCCAUAAAAGGAACUCCUCGAGACUAUCACUGGAAACGAAACGAAACUGCACAUCAGUUGAUUUUUCAUUGAACAAAUCUAUUUACCACUUCUUCGAUUUUAAUUUGACCGUUAGGCGAUAACCGUUUCCAAACUCUUUCUUCAAACCUAUCGGAGUAUCCAUUGCCCUCAACGUACCCUCCGAUAGAAUGGCAAUACGGUCGCCAAGAAUAUCGGCCUCUUCCAUAUAAUGAGUAGCUAUGAUAACAGUGCGGCCUUCUUUGUACUUGAGUAUAAGAUCCCAGAUGGCACGUCUAGCGAAAGGAUCUAUACCAGCAGUCGGCUCGUCAAGAAUCACAGUUUUGGAACCUAA
Molecule: messenger RNA, 1551 nt
Organism: Haemonchus placei
Lineage: Eukaryota; Metazoa; Nematoda; Chromadorea; Rhabditida; Trichostrongylidae
Source: the annotation of a GenBank genome assembly